AUGGCGAACCUAUACUUCACGCACUCGAGUGCGCCGAUUAAGACGGUGGAGGAGAUCCAGUUCGGACUCAUGGCUCCUGAAGAGAUCAAAAACAUGAGUGUUUGCCAUGUUCUCUACCCCGAGACCAUGGAUGAGACGCGGACGAAGCCGCGCGACGGUGGACUGAACGAUCCCCUUCUCGGCUCCAUCGACCGGCAAUUUAAGUGCAAGACCUGUACGCAGGCCAUGGGCGAAUGUCCUGGUCACUUCGGCCACAUUGAACUGGCGAAGCCCGUCUACCACCCUGGCUUUAUUAAGAAAGUCAAGAAGGUGUUAGAAAUUGUCUGCCAUAAUUGCAGCAAGGUUUUGGCCGAUAGAAGCGACCCUGAAUUUCUCCAAGCAGUAAACACGAGAGACCCGAAGGUUCGCUUCAACCGUGUGUGGAACAUUUGCAAAAAGAAGACUCGUUGCGAGAACGAGACUAAAGAAGUUAAGAACGAUGACGGAGAAUACUCUCUGGGUUUGAAGCAAGCUCCCGUUAACCACGGCGGCUGUGGCAACAUUCAACCCAGAGUCCGACACAAGGCUCUACAGCUUGUCGCCAAGUACGAGGCCUCGGGCGAAGACGGCGUUAAAAAGAAGGAAGAGCCUCAGAUCACACCCGAGAUGGCACACAACAUCCUUCGCCGGAUUAGCGACGAUGACUUGAGAGACAUGGGUCUUAAUCUUGAGUAUGCCCGCCCAGAGUGGAUGAUCGUUACUGUUCUUCCGGUUCCCCCUCCUCCCGUUCGACCCAGUAUUUCUAUGGACGGCACCGGGCAGGGCCUAAGAAACGAAGAUGACUUGACGUACAAGCUGGGUGAUAUCAUUCGAGCCAACAGCAACGUCAAGCAGGCCAUUCGUGAGGGCUCUCCUGCCCACAUUGCUCAAGAUUUUGAGCAACUCCUUCAGUAUCAUGUUGCCACCUAUAUGGACAAUGAUAUUGCUGGCCAACCUCGCGCCUUGCAAAAGAGUGGCCGUCCAGUCAAGGCCAUUCGUGCCCGUCUUAAGGGUAAGGAAGGUCGUCUUCGUGGAAACUUGAUGGGUAAGCGUGUCGACUUUUCGGCACGUACUGUCAUUACCGGUGAUGCCAACCUUUCUCUUGAUGAAGUUGGUGUACCUCGAAGUAUUGCAAGGACCCUUACCUAUCCCGAAACUGUAACUCCUUACAACAUCGGAAGGCUUCACGAGCUGGUACAAAACGGCCCUAAUGAACACCCUGGUGCCAAGUAUGUCAUUCGUUCGGAUGGUACCAGAAUUGAUCUUCGUCACCACCGCCGAGCCGGGCAAAUCUCGCUCGAGUACGGCUGGAAAGUCGAGCGUCACCUGAUCACCGGCGAUUACAUUAUUUUCAAUCGUCAGCCCUCUUUGCAUAAGGAGUCUAUGAUGGGUCACAGAGUCCGCGUCAUGCCCUACUCUACCUUCCGUCUUAACCUAUCAGUCACGUCGCCAUACAACGCCGAUUUCGACGGUGACGAGAUGAACCUUCACGUUCCCCAAAGCGAAGAGACAAGAGCUGAAGUCAAGGAGCUUUGCCUGGUACCUAUCAACAUUGUCUCCCCGCAAAGAAACGGUCCUCUGAUGGGUAUCGUGCAAGAUACACUUGCCGGUGCCUACAAGCUCUGCCGUCGUGAUGUGUUCCUUACCAAGGAGCAAGUUAUGAAUAUUAUGCUUUGGGUUCCCAACUGGGAUGGUCUCAUUCCGCCUCCGGCUAUCGUGCGCCCAAGGCCGAGAUGGACGGGUAAACAAAUCAUGAGCAUGGCGAUCCCCAACAUUGUCAGCUUGCACAACUCCCCGGAUUCGAAGGAGGACAACCCCCUUAAGGAUGAGGGUCUUCUUAUCCAAUCCGGUGAGCUGUUGUAUGGACUGCUCUCCAAGAAGAAUAUCGGUGCCGCUAGUGGUGGUAUCGUUCACAUUGUUUAUAAUGAGCAUGGCCCAGAGGCGUCGAUGAAGUUUCUUAACGGAGUGCAACAAGUCGUCAACUACUGGCUUCUUCACAAUGGCUUCAGUAUCGGCAUUGGCGACACGAUUCCUGACAAGGUGACCAUUGAGAAGGUGCAGGUUCAUAUCGAUGAGCACAAGGCUGAGGUCGAGAGAUUCACCCAGCAAGCUACGGCCAACGAGCUUGAGCCUCUGCCCGGUAUGAACAUCCGUGAGACCUUCGAGAGCAAGGUAUCCAAGGCCCUCAACACAGCUCGUGACAAGGCUGGUACCACUACACAGAAGAGUUUGAAGGAUUUGAACAACGCCGUCACUAUGGCCUCGUCGGGUUCCAAGGGCUCUUCUAUCAACAUUUCUCAGAUGACUGCACUUGUCGGACAGCAAAUUGUGGAGGGUAAGCGUAUUCCCUUUGGCUUCAAGUACCGAACGCUGCCCCAUUUCACCAAAGACGACUACUCUCCUGAGGCUCGUGGCUUCGUCGAGAACUCCUACCUUCGUGGUCUCACGCCGAGUGAAUUCUUCUUCCACGCCAUGGCUGGUAGAGAAGGUCUCAUCGAUACCGCUGUCAAGACUGCCGAAACCGGUUACAUUCAGCGUCGUCUAGUCAAGGCUCUUGAAGACGUUAGUGCCAAGUAUGAUGGUACUGUAAGAAAUUCUCUUGGCGAUAUUAUCCAGUUCUUGUAUGGUGAAGAUGGCCUGGAUGCCAUCUAUAUCGAGAAGCAGCGCAUGGAUCACCUCAACAUGUCUGACAAGAAGUUUGCCGACCGGUUCCGCCUUGAUAUCAUGGAUGAGACCAGACCAGAGGAGCUUGAUUGGCUCGAGUAUGGCAAUGAGAUUGCUGGCGACCCUUCUGUCCAGCAGCUUUUGGACGAGGAGUACGAUGCCCUGCUCGUCGAUCGCAAGCAAGUCCGUCAGAUCAACUUCAAGAGGAAGGACGAUGAGUCCAUGCAACUUCCUCUUAAUAUUGUCCGUCUUAUGGAAACUUCAAAGAAGCUUUUCGCGGUCGAAGACUUCCAGAGAAGCGAUUUGAAACCCCAAGACGUUAUUCCUGCAGUACAGGCUAUGCUCAACAGAAUGACCAUUGUCCGUGGCCACGAUGAUAUCUCGAAGGAAGCUGACCGGAACGCCACUAUCCUCUUCAAGGCGCAGAUCCGUUCACGCCUUGCCUUCAAGCGGAUUGCUUGCCACCAGCGCCUGAACAAGAUGGCUUUUGAGCAUGUUCUCGGAGAACUGGAAGCUCGCUGGGACCGAGCUUUCGUUAGCCCUGGUGAGAUGGUCGGUGUCAUUGCGGCGCAGUCUAUUGGUGAGCCCGCUACACAGAUGACGUUGAACACGUUCCACUUUGCUGGUGUAUCUUCCAAGAACGUUACGCUAGGUGUUCCCCGUCUCAAGGAAAUUCUUAACCUGGCCCAGAAUAUCAAGACGCCUUCUAUGGUUGUUUACUUGAGUGGCGAGGACAACGCAAGCCAAGAAGCCGCCAAGGCCCUCCGAAGCGCCGUCGAGCACACCACCUUGCGGUCUGUUACUGCCGUCACCGAGAUCUACUACGACCCUGUCAUUACUUCGACCAACAUUCCUGAUGAUUUGGACAUGGUUGAGUCGUACUAUCUCAUCCCUGAUGAGACCCAUGACAGAGCGGAAGACCAGUCGAGAUGGCUACUCCGUCUCACUCUGGACCGCCAAAAGCUGCUUGAUAAGGAGCUUACUGUUGAGGAUGUCGCCAGGCGCAUCAAAGAAGAGUACCCCAAUGACCUUGCCGUCAUCUUCAGCGAUAACAACGCUGAAGAGCAAGUUAUUCGCAUUCGCCCUAUGCAUGCUGGUAACGACGACAAGGAUGAGGAUGGCGAGAAGAAGAUGGAAGACGAUGUCAUGCUGAAGAGACUCGAGACUCAUUUGCUUGACACCCUCUCCCUUCGUGGUGUCAAGGGUAUUGAGAGAGCUUUCUUGAACAAGGAGACAAAGCUCAUUGAGACUGAUGACGGAGCCCUGCUCGCCGCAAAGGCCGACGAACGGUGCUCAGAGUGGUACCUGGACACAUCCGGUACUGCUCUGCGCCAGGUCCUAUGUGUUGAUGGCGUCGACUCUAGCCGUACCUAUACGAACCACUUGUGGCAGGUUGUCGAGGUCUUCGGUAUAGAAGCGGCGAGGGCAGCCUUGGUCAGAGAAUUGACGCAGGUGUUGGCCUUCGACGGUUCCUACGUCAAUCACAGACAUCUUGCACUACUUUGCGAUGUCAUGACCUAUAGAGGUACGAUCUCUGCGGUUACGCGUCAUGGUAUCAACCGCGCGGACACUGGUGCUCUGAUGCGUUGCUCUUUCGAGGAAACUGUUGAGAUUCUCCUCGAAGCUGCUGCCGUAGGUGAACUUGACGACUGCCGUGGUAUUUCUGAAAACGUCAUGCUCGGUCAGAUGGCUCCAAUGGGAACAGGUCAUUUCGAGGUUCUCCUUGAUCCGAAGAUGCUGGAGACUGUCAUUAGUGACAAUUCACGCAUGGGUCUCAUGCCUGGCAUGCCAGUCAAGGGCGGCGAGGCUGGCGGUGCCGCAACACCGUACGACUCGGGCUCCCCUAUGGCAGACUCUGGGUACAUGUCGCUAAGCUCUCCUGCUGCUGGUAACUUUUCUCCUAUUGUCGGUGCUGGAUCGGACUCUCCCGCUGGGUUUGGCAACACCGAGUAUGGCGGCUUCGGCAACAUUGGUUCUGCCAAUCCAUGGUCAGCCCAAAGUCCUGGACGCCCGACAAGCCCCUUCAGCACCUCGCCAACUUCGCCUUUUAGCAGUGGUUAUGGCGGAUAUUCGCCUUCGUCGCCCAAUGCUGGGUACUCUCCCACAUCGCCACUCAUCGACGGCGCCGGUGGUCGCUAUGCAUCCUCUCCACAGUUCAGCCCUUCGUCGCCGUCGUUCUCGCCAACGUCGCCCAUGUUGCGGCCCACCAGUCCUGCAAGCCCCAACUACAGCCCGACUUCGCCAAGCUACUCGCCGGCUUCUCCCUCCUCUCCAAGGCAUUACUCGCCAACAUCCCCGGCCCAGUAUGCAUCACCGACUUCACCGAGCUACUCGCCUGCCAGCCCUAACUAUAGCCCGGCAUCUCCCAACAUACACGGGGCUGGUCCCACGUCGCCAUCGUACUCUCCUGCAUCCCCGACGUGGUCACCAACUUCGCCGGAAGCGUACUCUCCCACAAGUCCAAGCUUCCAGCGGACUCCUGCGGCGCAGCAGUCUCCGACCAGCCCCAGCUACUCACCAACUUCCCCUUCGUGGUCUCCGAGAACUCCUGGACCUGGUGGCUCUGGAAACUAA
Molecule: messenger RNA, 5256 nt
Organism: Colletotrichum truncatum
Lineage: Eukaryota; Fungi; Ascomycota; Sordariomycetes; Glomerellales; Glomerellaceae
Product: DNA-directed RNA polymerase II subunit RPB1
Biological process (GO): transcription by RNA polymerase II
Cellular component (GO): RNA polymerase II, core complex
Molecular function (GO): DNA binding
Source: RefSeq, a predicted model, not a curated record